CUUUGUGUGCGCCGCAUUAUACACCUCACAUUUCGGAUGAAAAUCGUCUUCCGAAAUUUAAGAAAGCGAUUCUUAAGUUAAGCAAUAAUUCUUCGUUUUUCCGACGUCAUGGAGUGAAUAGCUGUGAAUAUCCCUGUCAGCCAUGGCUACUGCUGGAGCUAGCAUCUGCACAGACCAUAGCGACUCUGUAGAGCUGUACAAGGCUGGAGGUCUGUACCUGAAACCCAUCGCCCGGGUGAAUGUAUGUGUGCAGUUACCUCCCCUGAAAGAGGCCGGAAAGUCCAUCUCAAACUGGGAGGUCAUGGAAAGGAUUAAAACAAUGAUAAAGCCACAUUCAUUUAUAUCAUUAAGAAUUAUCAAAAGUACUAUGGAAUUCAUACGCUUUGAAGGUGAAACAGAAAACAAAGACUCCAUUGGAACAAUCAUGCAAAGACUGGAAGGGAAAUCCAUAAAACUAAGUGGCUUUCAUGAACAGUUGAAGGUGAAAGCUGGCGAAGCAAAGAUAGUGUUUCCAACGCGCCAUGACUGGGAUUCAUAUUUCAGGGAUGCAAAAAGUAUGAACGAAAUGAAGCCUGGUGAGCGACCAGACACCAUUCAUAUUCGGGACAUUCCUACCAGAUGGUUUGCAUCUAGUAAAGACAAGAGCAAACCAAGUGAGGAAUACUUAAAGAAAGUGUUCACUCAGUUUGGGGAAAUUCGUUGUGUCGACAUUCCAAUGCUUGACCCGUAUAGGAAGGAGAUGACUGGUUUAGUCAAAGUUGGUUCGAUAAAUACAUUUACUUUUGGACAGGAUCUAGUCUUUGAUGCCUACAUUCAGUUUAAAGAGUACAUUGGGUUUGUUAAAGCCAUGGAUAGUCUCAGAGGGAUGAAGCUACUCUACAUGGAUGAGGAAGAGAAAUGUGCUGUGGCAGCUAUCAGGGUGGACUUUGAUAAGACCAAGCAUCUCACAGACAAAUCAAUCCGCCGCCGCCGGUUGGAUCGAGAACGACUGGAGGAAUUGGAGCAUGAACGUGAAGAAAGGGUCAGAAAGGAAAGAGAGGAACAGGAGCGGAAGUUAGCAGAAGAGGCGAGGUUAAAGACCGAAGAAGAGGAGGAGAGAGACAGGAAACGGCAGGAAAAGCUGCAGAGACGUGAAGAAAGACAAAAAGAGAGAGAGGAGAAAAGGAAGCAGAAGCAACAGGAGAAGAAAAGACUGGAGGAAGAGGAAAGAAUUCAGCACAAAAUUGCCCUAGAGGAAAGGAAGUUUCUGCUGGCUCAGAGGAGGCUCGAGUCUUUGAGACUUAUGAAAGAACUUUUUGAAAGAGUCAAGGUUAUUAAAAUGAGGGAAGAUGUUGAACGGCGAGAAAAGGAAUUGGAAGAGCAAAGACAGAGGGAGGUGGAGGAGGAAAGGAAGCGGCAAGAGGAGGCAGAGAGGCAGAGAAGAGAGCAGCUGAAAAGGAAGAAGGAAAUACUUGUGAGACAGGAGCAUGAACUACGAGAGAAAAUACUCAAGAAUUUUAAAUCAAUGGAGGAACACAAACAGGAGGAAAUGCGUGAAACGUUGAGAAAGAAAUUGUCUGGAAGGACAAAGCUGAAGUCAGCAGUGGUGAUGAAGAGAUGACUACAGGAAGUUGUGGCAGAACGGCCGGCUGAACCUGACAUAACCAGUGAGCUUCCGUAUGUGAUAGACACCAAGUUGGUGAGGAAACUCUCAGAAUGUGAACGCCUUGAAGAGGAUUCCAAUUGACUGGAGGUCAUAUUUCAGUGAGAGGUUUCACUCAUGUGUCUUAGCAAUGGCUCGGAUAGACAGGGACUUGUUCUCAGAAGUUU
This is a messenger RNA of Dreissena polymorpha, 1809 nucleotides long. RefSeq names its product A-kinase anchor protein 17A-like. The coding region runs from base 143 to 1600 and encodes 485 amino acids. The transcript is spliced from 5 exons. The record is from RefSeq and is a predicted model, not a curated record. Lineage: Eukaryota; Metazoa; Mollusca; Bivalvia; Myida; Dreissenidae.